AUGGCCACGAUACAAAACACUAUACAGCCCAACACGCUAGAAGCACCAGGCUUACCACAACGCCCUACAACUCCGAGAGUGAUUCGCACCGUUGUCCACGAUGAAGGUCUUCCAGAAGUUGUUCACUCAAAUCAACCCUUAAAUGCCACAGAAUACUACGAUGCCCCGAUACCCGUAGACUCAGAAACAGACAAACGAUACGACGAAGCUCCAAUUCCAGUCACAACACUCGAUAAAUAUGAAGAUGCGCCUCCGCUGCCAGUUCGUCCAUCUUCUAUCACACCGCAGCCUCAGCAACCCUAUCCCUACGGCCCAGAUGGUUAUACUCAACCACAAAAUCCCGGCUUCGUUACUCAGUCACCGCAACUACCAUCCUUAAACAGCAAUGAGGUCGUAACGUAUGUGACACCGCUCGACCAGCUUGGAGAUCACCCAAAUGAGCCCCCCAAAGCAGCUCCUGAGACUUUCCAAGCUAACAAUCUCAGUGUCUCUGCAACAGUCCUCGGAUUCACGACGAUAGCUGGCGCUGUUGUUCCUUAUGCUGGGAAGUGGCAUUCUCACACAGCUCACUACUGCAGCAACUGUGACCACAAGGUGGCAAUUCGAAAAUGGGGAUCGAGUCAGAUGAAGCCUCAAGGGACAGCCGAUUAUCUGAGGGAGGCAUCGAGAUAUGGCCCUGCUCACUCACCGAGCAUGUCUAGUAGCUCGACACGAGGUUAA
Molecule: messenger RNA, 720 nt
Organism: Fusarium subglutinans
Lineage: Eukaryota; Fungi; Ascomycota; Sordariomycetes; Hypocreales; Nectriaceae
Exons: 3
Coding region: 1-720 (239 amino acids)
Source: RefSeq, a predicted model, not a curated record